AUGCCAUUUGGUACCGUCACUCUCAACGAUGGAAAUGAGUUCCCCAUAAUAGCCUUUGGCACGGGAUCCACCAUGAAAUUCAAGGAUGUCACAGACUACGUGGGCCAGGCCAUCGAGAAUGGAUUUUCCCAUAUCGACACCGCACAGCAUUAUCAGACAGAAACCUACGUGGGCCUUGCUAUCAAGGAGAGCGGUCUGCCUCGCUCGAGUCUGUAUAUCACUACUAAAUACAGCUCUGGUGCAUCACCGCGGGAGGCUAUUCAACAAAGUUUGAACAAGAUGGGUCUUUCUUAUGUUGAUUUGUAUCUGGUGCACUUUCCGGAAGUGCUUUCUGACUUUGAAUCUGGGUGGCAAGAAUUCGAGAAGAUGAAGAAAGAUGGCUUGACAAGGAGUAUUGGUGUCAGCAACUUUACUCUAGAGGACCUCCAGAAACUCUCGAAGACUGCGGUUACGAAACCUGCUGUCAACCAAAUUCGAUUUCACCCGUAUAAUUAUGCCUCGCACAAAGCUUUGCUUGAGUACUGCUCAAAGCAGAGUAUCAUGGUGGAAGCAUUUGGAAGUUUGAACUCUAUUACGCAGAACCCUGGAGGACCGGUCGAUGCGGUAGUCAACGCCGCCGCUAAGCGUAUAGGAGCAACUCCGAAUCAGGUCAUUUUCUCCUGGGUCAGAAGUAAAGGUGUAGCAAUCGUCACGACGAGCCGGAGCAAGGAACGCCUUCAAGAGUACCUCGCUGUCGAAGAUCUUCCACCACUCACCGCUGAGGAAAUCGCUGCCAUCGAUGACGCCGGUGCUAAAGGCCCUCCCUCCCAGUUGGUUGUUGCGAGGCUUGCGAUGCAACACAGAUUCGAAAGGUCUUCAUCGUUGGUCAUGUUGCUGGCUAUUGCAAUUAUAUUCAGCUUUGCGACGUUUUUCAUUGCGAGAGCCGAAGCACUCGAUUGA
This is a messenger RNA of Suillus subalutaceus, 939 nucleotides long. Its product is annotated as NADP-dependent oxidoreductase domain-containing protein. The transcript has 9 exons. Gene Ontology annotation, molecular function: oxidoreductase activity, acting on NAD(P)H as acceptor. The record is from RefSeq and is a predicted model, not a curated record. Lineage: Eukaryota; Fungi; Basidiomycota; Agaricomycetes; Boletales; Suillaceae. The coding region runs from base 1 to 939 and encodes 312 amino acids.